This is a messenger RNA of Gossypium arboreum, 782 nucleotides long. Its product is annotated as 40S ribosomal protein S24-1. Lineage: Eukaryota; Viridiplantae; Streptophyta; Magnoliopsida; Malvales; Malvaceae. Gene Ontology annotation, cellular component: ribosome. The transcript has 6 exons. Gene Ontology annotation, biological process: translation. Bases 162 to 566 code for a protein of 134 amino acids. The record is from RefSeq and is a predicted model, not a curated record. Gene Ontology annotation, molecular function: structural constituent of ribosome.
CCAAACACAACCGAAAAAAUACAUCCCCUUUAUCUACCCAAAACCCUAGUCAAUUUUCUUCUUCAUUUCAGCUUCAGCGCCGGCGCCUUCCAAUACCCCCCCCCAAGCGGAGCGGCGCUCAAAGAGUAUCAGCAGCUUCAAAGAAACCACAACUAAAAGCAAUGGCGGACAAGGCUGUUACCAUAAGAACUCGGAAGUUCAUGACCAACAGGCUCCUUUCAAGGAAACAAUUCAUCAUAGAUGUUCUUCAUCCUGGAAGACCAAAUGUUUCAAAGGCUGAGUUGAAGGAGAAAUUGGCUAGGAUGUAUGAAGUAAAAGACCCAAAUUCCAUUUUUGUAUUCAAGUUCCGUACUCACUUUGGAGGAGGGAACUCAACUGGUUUUGGGCUUAUUUAUGACUCAGUUGAGAAUGCAAAGAAGUAUGAGCCUAAGUAUCGCUUGAUCAGGAACGGACUUGAUACCAAGGUUGAAAAGUCUAGAAAGCAGAUGAAGGAAAGGAAAAACAGGGCUAAGAAAGUCAGAGGUGUUAAGAAGACCAAGGCUGGAGAGGCUGCCAAGAAGAAGUGAGAUCCCCAUAGAUAUGAACUAAGUUUCAUGCAGCAAUACAAUCAAGCCCCUACUUAUUUACCUCCAUUUAUAUUGUUUGCCAUUGAACUUCAAAUGUGUAAUGCUGAGUUCAUUCUUCUUUUGAAUAUCCAUUUGGAUUUUUGUAUUAUGGACCUACUUUACCUGUUCCUAUGGAGAUUUUAACUUGAAAUGAAUUUUUGGGGUUGGAAAUUGAAA